GCCACACAUGAAGCUAUAAGACACCCGAAGCGCCUUGAGAGUGAAGGAGAUCUCCGACAGAGACAAAGACAUUUCAUUCAGCGCCACAUAAAGUGAGUUUAUAUAGCUGAUCAUUUCUGAGAGUGAUGAUGGGAGUCCCGCUGUCUGCUGCGCUGCUGCUCCUGCUGUCUGUGGGUCUGAAGGAGCAGGUGGUGGAGAGCUGCAGCUGCGGUCUAGGACACCCGCAGGAGUUCUUCUGCAUGUCUGACAUAGUGAUGCGAGCUGAGAUAACUGGGGAGAAGCUCAUACCUGGAGAUGAAAAUAGAAACGGCAUGGGAGAAAUUCAAUAUGAUAUCAAAGUGAUAAAGGUGUUCAAAGGUUCUGACAAAAUAAAGAACAUCCAGCAUGUCUACACGAGUGAGAUGUCUUCAAUGUGUGGGACCAGACUGGAUCACGACCAGUAUCUGCUUUCAGGAAGCAUCAUGUUUGAUAAAUUCUCCGUUACAAUGUGCGACUUUGUUAUGCGCUGGAACAAACUCUCCUUAAUGAUGAAGAACAACUUCAAAUACAGAUAUCAGUUGGGCUGCGACUGCAAGAUCUCCAGCUGCACUGAACAGCCCUGUCUCCCCAACACGAAGAACGAGUGUAUCCUGUCAGACUUGUCAUCCACAUGGUCAAUUGUGUACACAGAGCCGGUUCACGAGUACGCCUGUAUCAGACACAGCAACGGCUCCUGCAGCUGGUACACAGGACCGGCCAAACCGUCUGGAAACGACACCAUGGACGCGUCUGAUGUCUGAAGCCCAGAGCACGAUCGCUGUCUGAUUGUAAAAGAAGUUGCUUGAUGCUGAUUAGACGGUUCAAAUGUAGAUACAAACAAGCUCUUUAACCUCUUGCAACCACCCAGAACUCUCUGGUGACUAAAUAGAAACCUCCCAUAAUACUUUAGCAACAGCCUAGCAACCACUCAGAACACCUUAGUAUCCCACUGAGAACAACAUACUCUUUAAACUUCAAAUCUCUCUUCAUCGCAUGCAAGCCUGCUCUCAGAGUCUAUUACACACCUCUGAAAUGGGAGCUGAUGAGUGACUACAUGAUGGAAUUGCCAUUUAACUUACAAUAAUUGGCAUUAUAAAUAACAGUAUUGGAUUAUUAGCAUUAUGCUUUCACUUUUAGGUCCUGAUUAUCUGAUUUUCUAUUUAAAAAGGGAUGAAGAGCAAUUCAGCUAAAUUUUUUGAGUAAAAUAUGGCCAAAAUCUGGUUGGUCAAUUGGUCAAUCCAUUCCAUCUCCUGUAAUGCCAUGAAAUUAGGAAGAUGCUACAAUAGUCCUUUUCCACAUUUACAGAUCUAAAUGAAUCUUUAGCAUUUUACAAUUUAUCUGCAUAAUUUUGAUUUGCUUGAAUGUUUCAUCAAUCAUUAUUACAUAUACGGGUCUUUAGCGACCCGGAUCUAUAUCUAACACGGAUGGAUCUUUAACUGGCGCAAUAGUAUAAAACUAUCCUGAUUUUAUGAUAACAAUUACAAAAGAAUAAAAUAAAGCAUAUUUUGUUACUUUUUGGAAUUUGGAAGGGUUUGAUUUGAGCACAUGCUUUUUAUCAUCAUCAGUGUCAUCAUCAGAGCUCAUUUCCAUUCACCAUCUCAACCAAAACUAUCACUUCAGAAUCAAUAUUUUGAUCGCUGACAGCUUCUUCACCAGAUCCACCAUCAGUGACACUAAUAUUUGUUUGCGUAGGAUGACGUCCCGGGUCGAUAAAGACCUUUAAGGGUUUUCAAAAAAAGUAAAACAACAUGAAAUACAAACGGACAGGAAUUAGAAAAGCUGCCAACUGUGUGUCUUUAUCUCUCUCCAUUAUGAAGCAACGCUCAUGUUUUGCAAUAGGGUGGUCGUUGUGGCCGUUUGGUCGUUGUGGCCGUUUGCGGCGCAUCAUGCUGAUUUUGAAACCGUGUGAUUUCAGCAUGAGACGCAACUGUGCAUCUUAGUCCAGAAGAAACCGCUGUAUAGCUUAGUCAUGAAGUGUGAAUGUUUUGGCCUAAACAUGGUGUGAUUUCCUUUAUAUCUGUAGAGAGCAUCACUGCAUUGCUUUACAGAUAUGAAUGGUACACUUUUUAAAGGAAAAAUUCAAAAAUGAAAAUUCUGUGAUCACCCUGAUGUCAUUCCAAACCUUCUGUGGAACACAAGACAAGAUAUUUUGUGUGUUUUUUUCAAAUGUCAACAUAACCGUUUGGUUACCAACAUUCUUCAAAAUAUCUUUGUGUUCUGCAGAAGAAAGAAAGGCAUUUGAAUAAAAAUCAGGCUUUCUUAACAGUGGUUCUGCCUUAUAAUAAUGCAGAUAUUUGGCAGGCACUUUUUUAUUUUGUUGUCACAUGAUCUCAGCUAACAGGGAACGUUCUGGAAAGGUUAUGAACAAACAUGUUUUUAAAAUCUUAGCACAAAAACAUUAUUUAUGCAUCAUUCCUGAAACAUUUAGUUGGAAUGUUUUUUAAAUGUUACUGCUUGUUUCAGAACAUUCAGUGAAUAUUCAAAAGUAACGUUACUAUAAUGUUUGAAGAAUGAUAAAAUAAUGAUAUUUGCAUAACCAAGAAAAAAAAAACAUUUUCAGAACGUAAACCCAUUCAGAAAUAAUGUUUUUAUUUUCAAACACAGUUGUGUUAGCUGAGACAGUGGUGGAAUGUGUGAAGAAUCAAUGCUUCAUAAGAUAUUUUCAUUCUCUUUCUACAGUCUUUUCUAACUGUACUGUGAUGUGAUGUAGUGUGUGUUUCAUUAAAGGUGUGUCGCCUGCAGCUUUUACACUA
Megalobrama amblycephala (Wuchang bream) is the source of this 2771-nucleotide messenger RNA. RefSeq names its product metalloproteinase inhibitor 3-like. Lineage: Eukaryota; Metazoa; Chordata; Actinopteri; Cypriniformes; Xenocyprididae. Gene Ontology annotation, cellular component: extracellular matrix. The record is from RefSeq and is a predicted model, not a curated record. Gene Ontology annotation, biological process: negative regulation of endopeptidase activity; negative regulation of membrane protein ectodomain proteolysis. Bases 126 to 779 code for a protein of 217 amino acids. Gene Ontology annotation, molecular function: protease binding; metalloendopeptidase inhibitor activity. The transcript is spliced from 5 exons.